AUCAAAACAAAACAAAAACAUCGUCUCUCAUGGAAAACAGAUUGCAGUUAUGUAAAAAGACGACAUGAUUUGCACUAAAUAGCAAUGAAAUUAAUUCCUAGGACUGUAGGACACGAAAGUCCUUGCACAAAUUAUAUUUAUGUGGAUUUAACGUACAAAUUGGGCGCCAAAGUGAACCAAGAUUUACUCUGCGAAACGGUUUUUCAUCUUUGGAAAGAGCCAAACAUUUUCUUUCUGGCCUGACAGCUYUUAUCAUUAUGUCAGAAACAGUUGGUGAUUUCUGCUACAGUAAAAAGGACCUUAUAGGCCACGGAGCUUUUGCUGUGGUUUUUAAGGGACAUCAUAGAAAGAAAGAGGACUUUGUUGUGGCAAUAAAGGUCAUCUCUAAAAAGAACCUUUCGAAAGCACAAAGUCUAUUGGCCAAAGAAAUUAAGAUCUUGAAGGAACUCCAACAUGAGAAUGUGGUUGCUUUAUAUGACUGUCAGGAACGUCCAAGUAGUGUAUUUCUAGUUAUGGAGUAUUGUAAUGGUGGAGAUCUUGCAGAUUAUCUUCAAGUUAAAGGGACGCUAAGUGAAGAUACUAUAAGAAUAUUCCUCAAACAAAUUGCAUCAGCCAUGUCUGCACUUCAAUCAAAAGGUAUUGUCCACAGAGACUUGAAGCCUCAAAACCUUCUUUUGAACCACUCUGGCAGUGCAAAUCCUCUACCAUCGGAGAUCAAAGUGAAAAUUGCUGACUUUGGGUUUGCAAGGUUUCUUCCUGGGGAAAUGAUGGCUGCAACACUGUGUGGCUCUCCUAUGUAUAUGGCACCAGAGGUGAUUAUGUCCAAAGCUUAUGAUGCCAAAGCUGACCUAUGGAGUCUGGGUACCAUUGUCUACCAAUGCCUUACUGGGAAAGCUCCUUUCCAGGCAAAUAGUCCUCAAGCCCUUAAAAAGUUCUACGAGAAGAACAAAGGUGUUUGUCCCAAUAUUCCUGCUGGAACAUCCCAUCACAUCAAGGAUCUACUUACUGGAUUGCUAAAGAGGAACCCUAAGGAUAGGAUGGACUUUGGUGAAUUCUUUUCACAUCCUUUUCUCAGUGGAAGAAUUGUGCAACGAUCAUCCACACCUSUUGCUGUUCCUUCAAGACAUAGAAACUACAGUGGGUCUUCACAUUCAACUGGCUCUAGUUCUCCUAGCUAUGGUGCUGAAGCAUUGGGUGAUAUAAGAGUAGAGUUACUGGCAGGAUCCCCUCAAGAAAUGCCAUUCGCCAAUCCAGGAAGUUUGGAACACAGUCCUGGAAGUCCUGGAAAUGCGCACAGCAACAGAAGUAAAAGGUUAUCUGCUGGCUUUAUGCGUAACUCACCAAAUCAGGAUGAUGACCUGGAACCUGAGGAUUUCGUAAUGGUCCCAAACGCAAUCGAUACAAAUGAUUGUACUAACAAGACUCGAAUGGGUUGGGAUGCCUACUUUCCAUAUGAGUGCCAAUCACCACCCUCUCGAAGCUCCCCUAAUUCCAACUCUCCGCGAACGYCUCCUCGCCGUGCAACGUUUGUGGUAGGAUCACCAUCGUCAUCAUCCAACUCACCUCCUGUUGCCAUUCAAAGACCACGAACCAGAUCUACUAAUAGUGAACCGACAGAUAUACAACGAUUAUAUGGACAGUCGGCUCCUAUAGGUGUUCCAGUUCCCCGACGAGUUAGAAAGUGUUCAUCCCCAGGUCCAGCACCCAAUAUCUCCYCAGGCUCYUUACCUUCUCAACCUAUACCAGUACCGCGCAAAACCUCUAAGACGAGUAGCUUGGACAAAACAAUCACUGCUGUAACACAAAGGUCGCCACAAAGCUCUAACCAACGAAUACAGACUACACAGGGUGMAUCUACAGUAAAGCCAUCUACCAAUACGUCACCAGGCGGAAGUGAAACUUCCCUAGUAACCGCUGUUGCUAGGACGUUGAGUGAUAAUACCAAAGGGGGACUWUGUAAUCUURCUGACUUGAAUACAGUACCUAUCAAUUCUGGUGGUGAUAACGAACUGCUUGUACGACCUUCUGGGACCAUCCAGCGYGCUUUGUCAAAUAUUGACCGCACACGAAUUCCAUCUGAUUCCUCGUCACCCCUUCUGUCAGCCCUAGCAAGACAAACGAACCCAGGGUUAAUGCCUUUAGAAGCUUUAUCAGAGCGAACUGAAGAAAGGCCCAUACUGAAAGUACACAGUUCCCCCGCCAUACUGGCAACAGCGAUGGGACUUCCUCGAAACAGGUCUUUUAGUCUGAAUACCACAGGUCAACUCCGGUUGGGAUUGGGAACCACUCAGAGGAUAAGACGUCAUUCAAGCGGGCCGACAAUUUCUUCAGAAUUUGAACAAGGCACACUUCAGUCUACCACCCCUCCGUAUUUACCACCUAUUCCAGGCUCCCCAACAAAGUCYUCGAGUGUUACACAGGGUGACCAGCAAGGGGAACUAAAACCUCUAAAGGGAUUGUUUUUUGGAGGGUCAAGUCCUCCUCCCAUUGCGGCAAUGAUGACAGGAGAUAUAAUCCCUUUCAAAUCUCUCCCUAAAUACGCCGGACAAGAAACAGUGUCCAAUACUGUUUCGAAUAACGUGCCAUCAUUAGUCACCCCUGGCAAAGGUACUAAAGUAACUCGAGGAUUUUCCGAGAGUUUUUCUGGAACUUCUGGUCAUGAAGUYCAACCGUUAUCUCCAGACAUGGARGGUACAAUCGCUCUUAUAGCACCAGAAUUACCAGAAGAUACUUUGAUGGAGACUGAACAUACUGAUGGAGUUCGCAAAUUGAAUUUCGCGCUGUCUUUGGCGGACGCCAUUUUGGAAGUCAUAGGAGCUCGACGAGCCCCGCUGACAACGAUUGCAGAUUCAAUGACUCUACGAAUGAAUGAAAGCCUUUUUACUGACCAAAUUGGAAACAUCAGUGAGGAAUGCAGGUCUACCGAACAGCUUGUUCUUUACGUGAAAACAUUACGUGUUUUAAGCCUUGCUUUGCGAUUUGCAAAAGAGGAGCUGAACGAGAAUCGCCUGAAGCCAUCGAAUGCGGUCAAAAAUGUUGUGAACGACCUCAACGUGCGAUAUCAUCAGUGCCUAGAGAGAACUACACAGAUUAAAACUACUUUGCAAGGAAAAACCACAGCUGGAAAGAUAGUAUCGGCCAAUGCUGACAAGUUGAUUUACAUGUAUGCAAUGGAGCUGUGUCAAAAUGCUGCGUUAGACGAGCUCUUUGGCAACCCUCAACAGUGUCGAGAAAAAUACGAAACUGCGCAGCUACUGCUGCAAGGACUUCAAAGUGAUGUCAAAAAGGAUAGUGACUUGGCUCUUUUAAAAAGAUAUAAAAUGAGUGUAGAUCGAAGACUGGAUCAACUGAACCGCCGCAAGACCGCUGUCAGUGUGCGUUAAAGAAGAGACGUCAUUACAGCCGACCUUCAGUACCUACAAAUUGCAGCUCCUCAUGUUCCAGAAGACCUUUUUGUACAGUACUCUUGUGUACUAUCAAACAUGGUAUACCUGCGGACAUGCAAGGGUAGUCUUCUAUUUAACCGUUAAUUUAUUAUUUUAAUACUGACCUUCAUCUAUUUACGAUAAGUUAUCAUAUAAAAWUACCCUAUCAUCAGACAAGGGUUAAUUUAUAUUCAUUGACUUCUUCAUUUUCCAAACUACGGCCAGAUUUGCUGUUGUAGCAAUCAAACAUUUGAGUAUAGUUCUUCCCAACGUAUGUUCCAUAAAUUUAUAUUAAGUUUUAAUUAAUAGCAUUAAUUGUUUAGUGCAAAGUGACRCAUUAUGGCCGGCUAUAGAAUUCUGGUGAGGAAUAUUUAUCUUCGUUUAAAUGUUUUGGUUUUUAAAAUAGUGUCGAAUCAAUUUCAGAAUAAUACAUUGUCAUACCGGUAGAUUGCGCGAUUUUUGUUGAUGUAUUGGUAGGAAUUUAAAAUGGAAGAUACCUUCCAUUGUCUUCAUAACAAGAGCGUGCUAUAUUUCGUAAGUAGGCGCACGCUCGACUCUAGUCGGGUAUAUUGUACCUGAAAUACUUUUAUUAUAUACUCUUUCGUUGAACGUCUUUAAAAAGGUGUGUUAAAUGUGUAUUGACCAAAAAUUAUAUCAACGAGUGAUCAAGCGUAUUGCUUGUUCAUCUCAGCUUCGAAACAAUACYUGUAAAUAGUUUGUAAUCAUAAUACCAUCCAGUUUUUAGAUUUUUAUGAUUUUCAUCAAGUAAAUACCACAAAAAAAACAUCAGAGAAAGAAAAAAAACUUUAAAAUAUGGAAACACAAUAUAAAAAUAUAGAUAAACUAUGAAUGUAAAAAAAAGAGUGUAAAUAAGAUUUUAAACAAUCAAUAAAUAUAAUGUAUUGCCGAAUAAAAACUYAUGAGACAACUUCA
This is a messenger RNA of Exaiptasia diaphana, 4358 nucleotides long. RefSeq names its product serine/threonine-protein kinase unc-51. The transcript has 27 exons. Bases 258 to 3383 code for a protein of 1041 amino acids. Gene Ontology annotation, cellular component: cytoplasm; autophagosome. Gene Ontology annotation, biological process: autophagy; autophagosome organization; protein autophosphorylation. Lineage: Eukaryota; Metazoa; Cnidaria; Anthozoa; Actiniaria; Aiptasiidae. The record is from RefSeq and is a predicted model, not a curated record. Gene Ontology annotation, molecular function: ATP binding; protein serine/threonine kinase activity.